Molecule: messenger RNA, 2419 nt
Organism: Anopheles moucheti
Lineage: Eukaryota; Metazoa; Arthropoda; Insecta; Diptera; Culicidae
Product: fatty acyl-CoA reductase 1-like
Exons: 5
Coding region: 232-1713 (493 amino acids)
Biological process (GO): long-chain fatty-acyl-CoA metabolic process
Cellular component (GO): peroxisome
Molecular function (GO): alcohol-forming very long-chain fatty acyl-CoA reductase (NADP+) activity
Source: RefSeq, a predicted model, not a curated record
AUCCCCAUCGCUCCCGUAGUAUCGCUACACAGUAACCGGUACCGAUCGAUUUACUGCCAUUUGUUGCCGAUUCGUCGAUCGGGAAGGUGUUCGGAAACGCCGUUGCUUUAGUGGCCGGCUUGGUGUGAUCGUUCGCAGGCGGAAACAGCGUGUUGGUUUGUACGGUUGUGUGUCCCUCGGAGUAAUCGGAAACUUGGGUGACUCGGUGACUCGGUAGUACACGAUCACGGGAUGAUGCAGCAAAAGUGUCCCAGCAUACCGGCCGUGUUUGCCGGGGCGGAUGUGUUCAUUACGGGCGGUUCGGGCUUUAUGGGUAAAGUGCUCAUCGAGAAGUUGCUCCGAUCGUGUCCACAGAUCGCACGUGUGUUUGUGCUGAUGCGCGCCAAACGGGGCAAAUCGCUCGACGAGCGGCUAAAGACGAUCACGGACGGUGUGCUGUUCGAUGUGUUGAAGGGUAGCAAUCCGGACGCGCUGCGAAAAAUACACCCCAUUGAGGGGGACUGCACGCAGCUGAAGCUGGGCAUGGCCGCCGAAAGCAUGGAGCGCAUGCGGGAGGUGCGGUUUGUGUUUCACGCGGCCGCCAGCGUACGCUUUGAUGAUCCGCUGAAGGAUGCCAUCCUGAUCAACACCCGCAGCACCCGGGAGGUGCUGGAUUGGGCGAAAACGCUGCCCAAGCUGAGGGCCGUCGUGCACAUCUCCACCACGUACUGCAAUCCGGAGCGGAUGCGCGUGGAGGAGAAGAUCUACCCGGCGAAGAUGGACUGGCGGGAGGCGAUCCGCAUGGCGGAAUCGUUCGACACGGCCAUGCUGGAAACGGUGAAGGAGAAACUCACACAAUUCGCCCCGAACACGUACACCUACACGAAGGGCCUGGCGGAACAGAUUUGCCACGAGUAUCGUGACGAUGUGCCGCUGGUCGUGUUCCGGCCGUCGAUCGUCACCAACGCGGAAAGCGAACCGCUCGUCGGCUGGGUGGACAACUUCAACGGUCCGAUCGGGUUGCUGCUCGGUUGCGCUUCCGGUGUCGUGCGGGCAGGGCUGCUCGAUCUCGAGAAGCGCAUCAACUGCAUCCCGGUGGAUGUGAGCAUCAAGGCCAUUAUCGUUGCCGCCUGGAAGCGGGCCACCCUGGAUGCGCCGGGCACGCUGUCCGUGUACAACAGCGCGGCGGAACCGGAGAAAACGAUCAACUACGGUAUGAUGCUGUACGAUGGCAAGGUGCUGUUCGAUCGUACCCCGCUGUGCAACAUGUUGUGGGCCCCCGGUGGUACCACCACCUCCAACAAGUACUUCUUCUACCUCCUGUUCUUCUGCUGCCAGCUGCUGCCGGCCCUAUUCGUCGAUGCAUUGCUACGCGUCGCCGGCAGAGCGCCAUUUUUGCUGAAGUUGAAUCGCAAGAUUUUCGAUGCCCAAGUUUCGCUCCGGUACUUCAUGAACAACGAAUGGGUGUUUACCAACGAAAACUUCAAGCAGCUCGAGCACACGCUAAUGAAGGAGGAUCGGAAAGACUUUUCGACCAACUUUUUCCUGUGCGGCAUGAUGGAGUACUAUGCGAGCGCUAUUCUGGGCGGCCGGCGCUAUCUGCUGAAGGAACCGGACGAGAACAUUGCUGACGCGCUGAAAAAGUACCGCCGUUUGCGUGUGUUAAACUAUGCGCUCAAAGGUACAAUGGUGUGCCUGAUUGUGUACUACAUCUACAGUAGGUACCUGGUGUAGAGUAGAGGGACCCCGUAAAAUCUGUACGCUGCAGGGAAGGGAAGAUGUUAUCCGCAUUUUGUUGAGAGUUAUCGCUUGAUAGAACCACAGAACAUCAGUUAAAAUCGUAUCGUUAUCAACCGUCUUCCGCACAACCGUCAUCGACACUUUCGAGCUACUUCUCUCUAGCGACAAAUUACCGUUUGCCACCCCAGUCCCAGUCCCGCUCCACUGGGUCGCAGUUACAGUCUGCGCUUAGAACCGUUUUAGAAUAGCUAAUCAAUAUGCAAAACAGUGUGUGUGUUUGGCCUACCGUUUUGCCACUUAAAUCGCCAAUGAAUACGAAAACAGUGCGCCGCCACUCAUUCGAAUGAGCCAGACGAACUGUUUGAGCCGCACGCGGUCUGCUAAACCGCUAGUAGCGAAAGGGUCCCCCCUACUAGAGAAAGGUCGCCUCCAGGCACGGUACGGUUUGGGAUUGCACUUUGGUAAACCAUGAAUGUGUUAAUUUUCGGCCACCGCUUAGCUGUCUAUCAAGCCCAUUUAUGCUGUCGUCAUGCGUGUGGUUUGUUUUUUGCUUUUUUUGCUACUCGCAACUCGUGCAAACAUGCUGGUUGAGAGGUAGCGUUGGAUUAAAACGUGUAGCGUAGGAUCAACUCAAUUUAAAUACAGUUUAGGAGAGGUUAAGAUUGCUGCGAAAUAAAGUCUAACCGUCAUUGAAAUGUUA